Molecule: messenger RNA, 477 nt
Organism: Candida tropicalis MYA-3404
Lineage: Eukaryota; Fungi; Ascomycota; Pichiomycetes; Serinales; Debaryomycetaceae
Product: peptide-methionine (R)-S-oxide reductase
Exons: 1
Coding region: 1-477 (158 amino acids)
Biological process (GO): protein repair; response to oxidative stress
Molecular function (GO): peptide-methionine (R)-S-oxide reductase activity
Source: RefSeq, a predicted model, not a curated record
AUGUUGAAACAAACUUUGAUUAGAUCAUUGAUAAAUUAUCGUACUCCUAGAAUAAUUAUUCGAAAUAUGUCUAAAUCAGAUUCAGAAUGGAGAGCAAUUUUAUCUCCUGCUCAAUUUAGAGUUUUACGUGAAGGUGGCACUGAAGCUCCCUAUGUUGGCGAAUAUACAAAUACCCCAGCAUCUGAUGUUGGAUAUUAUGAAUGUGCUGGUUGUCAAACUCCAUUGUAUAAAGCAAACACUAAAUUCAAGGCCCAUUGUGGUUGGCCUGCAUUUUAUGAAGCAUUGCCUGGUGCGGUUAAGAUUUAUAGAGAUACUUCACAUGGAAUGGUUAGGGAAGAAAUGAGAUGUGCUAAUUGCGAUGGACAUUUGGGUCAUAUAUUCAAAGGGGAGGGUUAUCAAACACCUACAGAUGAAAGACAUUGUGUGAAUAGUAUUUCUCUAAAAUUCAAUCCCGAAGAUCCCAAACCAAAAGCCUAA